Messenger RNA from Pelobates fuscus (common spadefoot toad), 1966 nucleotides. RefSeq names its product queuine tRNA-ribosyltransferase accessory subunit 2 (gene QTRT2). NCBI's taxonomy places the organism in Eukaryota, Metazoa, Chordata, Amphibia, Anura, Pelobatidae. Gene Ontology annotation, molecular function: tRNA-guanosine(34) queuine transglycosylase activity. The transcript has 9 exons. The record is from RefSeq and is a predicted model, not a curated record. Bases 63 to 1367 code for a protein of 434 amino acids.
GAUUGGACGAACCCAGUGACUCCUAUAGUGAGCGCCUCUGGGGGCCAAUCCACGUGUAAACAAUGACAGCCUACAACACGAUGAAGCUCACCUUGAAUAAAGUCGUUAAUGGUACCCGGCUCGGGGUCAUCAACAACUUGGGCAAGAAUGGGGACAAGAUCCUGGAGUUACCUGGUUGUCUUCUAUACACAAAGACAGGAUCUCCACCUCACCUCACACACGACACCCUGCAGACUAUCGAAGGCGUUCCACCUGUAGCUCACAUUACUCUUUCCAGUCUAGCAGAGCACCAGGAGGUUUUGGAAGAAUAUAAAGAGGGCAUUGCAAAGUUUGCAGGUAUGCCUGACACUGUGCUGUAUUGCUCAGUUAAUGACCCGGUGACCCCAAGUCCUGCAGGGUACAACACUAACAAGACCGUGUCCGUGUGGGGAGGAGGUGGACGCCUGGAACUGACAUCCCAAAAGUUCAUGGCUGCUCAGCGCGCACUGCGUGCAGACUGGUUCCAGUGUCUGUCUGAUGGCGAAGUGAUGACCGCCGACAACUCCAAGAAAAGGGCGAAGAAAUCUGUGGAUCGCUCACUUGUAUUCUUGGAUGAGUGUCUUCAACUGCUCGCUGAGAGUGAGGUGCUAAAGCAAAGCGUGGUGAUCGGUGCCAUAGAAGGAGGUGACGUGCUGGCAGAAAGGCUGAGGUCGGCCCGGGAAACCGCCAAGAGGCCCGUCGGAGGUUUCUUGUUAGACGGCUUCCAGGGGAGUUCGAUGAGCAGGGAGACUAAGCUGAGCCUUAUUUCGUCCAUCACUGCAGCGUUACCCGAGGACAAGCCCAGGUUCAUGCAUGGUGUUGGCCGGCCAGACGAGCUGCUGGAGUGCAUUGAGAGAGGGGUGGACUUGUUUGACUGCAGUUUCCCUUAUGAAGUGACUGAGCGCGGCUGUGCCUUGUCUUUCAACCACUGCUACAACCCGGACCCUGAGACCGCAGGUGGCGUUCAAGGGACAGAUUCAGAUUAUACCGCAGGGGCCGAUGUUUUGGACGAGAGUGAAACCCGUGAGGAGGAGAGUAACGGGAAUGUUGUAACAGAGGAUCCAGAGAUCGAUCGGUCGGGAAUGACGUCAUUUGAAAUUUGUUUAAAGGAGAAAAGGUUCCGUGAAGACUUUAGGCCAUUGCUGCAGGGCUGUACGUGCUACUGUUGCAGAAACCACACCAGGGCAUACGUGCACCACCUUCUAAUGUCCAAAGAGUUACUAGCCGGGAUCCUUCUCAUGAUCCACAACUUUCAGCUGUACUUUAGCUUCUUCCGGUCUGUGCGAGAUGCACUGAGAGACGGUAAACUGAGUGCCCUGAGUGAGAUCAUUCGGAGACAAGCUUCCUGAUCGAGAUUUUCCAGAGAUAAGCUUUUUGAGGAUGAUUUUCCAUAGACAAGCUUCCUGAUCGAGAUCGUCCAGGGACAAGCUUCACAAACUCUUUAGGAUAUUUAAACAAUAAUUCUUGUGUCUGUGUAUCAGCAGAACGUUUCCUUUCAAUUUGUACAGACUGGUUUUUACAUUCCUUCUUAUUGCAUCCUCCCCUUUCCUUCACAGAACAUCUAAUCAGUGUUAUCCUUUAAUUUGCCAUUAAAUGUGACCAUUGAUCAAUUCAUCUUCUCGGCUUUUACAUUCAAUCUAUCCCUGAUUAGGAACUUUAUUGUAUGUCACUACUUACACUCAGUGAUUGACAUAUAUCAUGGCGUGUAGCUAUGGUGACGGUAUGGUGAGUUGGUGCAGGUUUCAUUCACUAAGUUGACGAUCCCUGUUGCUGUUGGAGAAUAAAGAAACACAGGAGAAUGAAGAGAGGUUCUAAUGCUUGGUCGACCAUCUCUGCAUAUUACAGCCGCGACACAUCCUGCUCUUUUCACCUGAGUAUUCCUGAGGGUUAAAUCAAUUACAUAAUCGUGGUUAUUAUAAAUCGUAGGGAGUUCAAAAUAUACUCAAAG